Messenger RNA from Guyanagaster necrorhizus, 1216 nucleotides. Its product is annotated as phosphoribosyl pyrophosphokinase. Lineage: Eukaryota; Fungi; Basidiomycota; Agaricomycetes; Agaricales; Physalacriaceae. Gene Ontology annotation, molecular function: ATP binding; magnesium ion binding; ribose phosphate diphosphokinase activity. Gene Ontology annotation, cellular component: cytoplasm; ribose phosphate diphosphokinase complex. The record is from RefSeq and is a predicted model, not a curated record. Gene Ontology annotation, biological process: purine nucleotide biosynthetic process; 5-phosphoribose 1-diphosphate biosynthetic process; ribonucleoside monophosphate biosynthetic process. Bases 106 to 1098 code for a protein of 330 amino acids. The transcript has 7 exons.
CUCUUUUUUCCAAACUCGACGGCCCUCAGGGUCGGUAAACAUUCAGGCCUGCAGCAGCUCCCCUUUCUUCAUUUUCAUGCAAUAAUCUAUCUCUUUCUAUUCAUUAUGUACCACAAUAAUGCCAUCAGAAUUCUGACCGGAAAUAGCCACCGGGAGCUCGCCCAAGCUGUAGCCGAGCGGCUCAACCUACCCCUCGUUCCGUGCACCGUUAAAAACUUCUCCAAUGGCGAGAUCAACAUCAAAAUAUCCGAAUCAGUGCGCGACGAGGACGUCUUUAUCAUUCAAUCCGGAUGUAAUGAUGUUAAUGACAAUCUGAUGGAGCUGCUUAUCCUCAUCUCGGCCUGCAAGACAGCUUCAGCCAAGCGGAUCACGGCCGUUAUGCCCUGUUUUCCUUAUGCACGAAUGGACAAAAAGGAUAAGUCUCGUGCUCCAAUUACCGCAAAACUGGUAGCGAAUAUGCUCGUUGUGGCCGGAUGCGACCAUGUAAUCACGAUGGACCUCCAUGCCAGUCAAAUCCAAGGCUUUUUCGAUAUCCCCGUGGAUAAUUUGUGGUCGGAACCACUGAUGCUGACGUAUAUUAAACGGGAGAUUGAGGGAUGGCAAAAUGGGAUUAUCGUUAGUCCGGAUGCCGGGGGUGCAAAGCGGACUACGGCUAUAGCGGAUAAGCUCGGCGUAGAAUUUGCUUUGAUCCACAGAAAACGCGAUGGAAAAAAUGAGAAUGCGCCGGAACGAAUGGAAAUCCUUGUCGGAGACGUCAAAGACAAGGUGGCGAUUUUGGUUGAUGAUAUGAUCGACACCGGUCACACCCUGACAUUGGCUGCUGAGAUAUUGCAUGAGAAGGGGGCAAAAUCAGUCCAUGCUCUCAUAUCACACGGUCUUCUGUCUGGAACUAAUCUUGGUGCUAUUAAUGAUUUGCCGAUAGAGCAACUAGUAGUGACGAACACUGUUCCGCAGACGGAGAAUCUUGCCCAAUGCCCCAAACUCACCGUCAUAGAUAUAGCACCCACGAUUGCAGAAAGCAUCCGCCGGACGCACAACGGUGAAAGUAUCAGCUUACUGUUCGGAGAAUGGGCUGAGGAUCGGAAUAGGGACGUAUAAAUACUCUUGACUUACCGUCGUCAGGAUUCGAAGAUGUAGUGAAAUUUGGAGGUAACAAAGCAAAAUUGUAACAUUACCGAAAUACUUUUAAGUUCUGGGAAUUAUAUUUCGAUAUGAC